Pistacia vera is the source of this 2012-nucleotide messenger RNA. RefSeq names its product UDP-glycosyltransferase 83A1-like. The record is from RefSeq and is a predicted model, not a curated record. Gene Ontology annotation, molecular function: UDP-glycosyltransferase activity. Lineage: Eukaryota; Viridiplantae; Streptophyta; Magnoliopsida; Sapindales; Anacardiaceae. Bases 270 to 1634 code for a protein of 454 amino acids. The transcript has 3 exons.
UCAUAUCAUAAAUAAAUAAAGAAUCCCUUCACAAGUUCAGAUUUUCUGGAUUCACUAAAUUUAUCUCCAUGUCUUUAGCAAAUUGUAAGAAUGAAAAUAACCAUUUGAACCAAGAUUUUAGUUACAAAAAACUCCUUGCUAGAUGCCAGGCCGCCGUCCAUAUGUAGCCAAUAUGAAACUACAAAGUCCUAUGAGUAAAUUUUCUAGCAGUUCACCCUAUAAAUAUACUUCAGCAGUAUUCUUGAAUUGUGAAAAAAAGAGAGAACCAAAUGGGAAAUCCUCAUGUAUUGGUUAUACCUUUUCCGGCACAAGGCCAUGUACUUCCUUUAAUGGAGCUAUCUCAAUGCUUAGUGAAUCAUGGCAUCAGAAUCACAUUUGUAAACACACAAGAGAAUCAUAAAAGAGUUAUGGAUGCAUUAGUGAUGAAGGAUGGUAUGGGUGAUCAGUUUCAUCUUGUUUCGAUUCCACUGGUACAGGAGUCUUCUGAGAAUACAGGUCAAUUAGCAGAGAAGCUUGUUGAAGCAAUCCUCUGGCUAAUGCCAAAAAAAGUUGAGGAGCUGAUUGAACAGAUUAAUGCAUCAGAUAGUGAUAAGAUCACUUGUGUUCUGGCAGAUCCAGUUCUCAACUGGGCCAUGGAAAUUGCAGCGAAGAAGGGAAUUAGGCGAGCCGUCUUCUAUUGUGCAGCAGCCACACAGCUUGUCUUAAGAUCUAGAAUCCAAAAGUUGAUUGAUGAUGGAAUUGUUGAUGAUGAUGGAAUUCCAAAGAAAGAAAUGUUUCAGUUGUCACCAACCAUGCCUGUCAUGAGCACAGCACACAUAGGAUUUCUCUGGCUUGGCACAUCGAAAAUGCAGAGACUGUUUUUUGAAAAUACUGUUAAAAACAACCCAUCAAUACAAUUGGCAGAGUGGGUGCUUUGCAAUUCAACUCAUGACCUUGAGCCUGCAGCUUUUAACACUGAUCCAAAGUUCAAACAAAUUGGUCCACUUUUAGCAAGAAACCGAUUUGGAGACUCGGCAGGUAGCUUCUGGCCAGAAGACUUAACUUGUCUGAAAUGGCUUGAUCAACAACCAGCACAGUCAGUCGUAUAUAUUGCAUUUGGCAGUACAACUAUUUUUGACCAAACUCAGUUCCAAGAAUUGUUUAUGGGACUUGAACUCUCCAACAGACCAUUCCUUUGGGUUGUGCGUUCUGAUAUUGCAGCGAAAAUAAAUGAUGCCUAUCUGAAAGGAUUACAAGACAGAUUCGCGCCUCGAGGGCAUAUAGUUAGUUGGGCGCCUCAACAGAAGGUUCUGGCACAUCCUUCCAUUGCUUGCUUCAUAAGCCACUGUGGAUGGAACUCCACCAUGGAAGGCAUAAGCAAUGGGGUCCCGUUCUUGUGUUGGCCUUACUUUGCAGAUCAGAAACACAAUGAGAAUUACAUUUGUAAUGUUUGGAAUGUUGGAUUGGGGUUCAGCAAAGAUGAAAGUGGAAUAAUUACAAGAGAAGAAAUCAAAAGUAAACUGGAGGAACUGCUAGAUAAUGGCAAGUAUAAAGGUAAUGCUUUGGAUCUCAAGGAAAGUUUGAUGAAUAACAUCAAAGAAGGUGGUUGCUCCUAUAAUAAUUUCAAGCAUUUUGUGGAAUGGCUAAAGACAUAAUUCAGGAGUGCUCAAUACUUGUUCAAGAAAUUAUGAUACUUGGACUAUGAGGAAGAACGGUAUCUUCGCUUUGGAUAAACCUACCCGUUUCUACUUGUUUUUGAAGAACAUUUAUAUCUCUAAUCAGAUAAUGUGAAAUUUCGACAUCUUUUUUCGCCUUAUUGUAAGAAACAUUGAUUGUUCGGUAUGUUACAAUUCUACUCCUAUAUUUCUUCAGGGAAAAAGCCUACCUGAUCUUGAUUAUUGUGAUGGAUAGUAUAUGUCCCUCAAACAGAGGUUUCAAGUUACUUUUCUAUUGGUUUCAGGCAUAGAAAGUUAAACUACUUAAUGAGGUACCUUUCCUGUUCUGGCCUUACUUUGAUGACGCCAUUAUUUCAA